Orbicella faveolata is the source of this 2474-nucleotide messenger RNA. RefSeq lists its product as uncharacterized. Lineage: Eukaryota; Metazoa; Cnidaria; Anthozoa; Scleractinia; Merulinidae. The record is from RefSeq and is a predicted model, not a curated record.
CUUCGCUUGGGUAGAGACCUUUAGUAAUUCUCUCUAGUUAACUUAAUGUAGGUAGGAUGGGCCAUGUGCAUGAGAUCACAUAACUGGAUGUGUGUUAGCCACUGAGGCGCGUUUUCAGCUUAAGUCCAUACGUACUCCCAUAAAUUGAAUGUAAAGCGCCUUGAGCAAUGAUAACACAUAUAUUUUCAUCCGGUAUCUAUCUACUGUGCCAUCAUCUUGUCCAUAUUCAUCCAAGCAAUUUUGUUGUGGGCUAUAACACUUUAGGCCAUUCAUCACGAUCUAUUCCUGAUUAGUUAGUGUUUGUGUUUGGCGUCAUCAGUGUUUUUUUCAUUAGUUCCGUAAUAAGUUGCGUUAAGAGCUUAUUUAUACUGGAGGCGACAACUUUAAUAAAUGCUAUUUCAAUCGAUCGCACCGAAACUUACGAGUGUUCUCGUGUUUUUUCUUAAUUAUGUGCAAUGUUCCCGUUAUUAUUUGCAAUGCAUUGAUCCGUUGAUACAUGCCGUAUUUCUAGUUUACUUCCCGGCAGAAAAUUUUUCGAGUCUCAGGAUUCCAGGCAGUAAUUUUCUAGAUUCUUCCCGAAACGUUUGCUUUUGUCGCAUUUAUUAGAUGUUCCCGCCCCUCGUGUUUAUGGCUUAAAAAUUAUUAUUAACGUCAUUCUUGUCACGAUUUGGCACAGGCGUUUUGAGUCAAAAACAUACAUCGAUAAAAAAGAACUUUUAGGCGGUAAUUUCGUAAAUUUGAUUCUACCCGGAUUCUAACAGGAGUACUAGAAAGAUUCUUACCGUGAGUAAAUACCUGUAAGUAUUUUUUCAGUGUAUUUUAACAGUGAAAUAACGCGGCCGUGAUAGCAUCCUUAUAAGCGAUGACAACUGCCUUGAUUAGUGGGCUGCUUCUGUAGUUUUUUAAAACCAUUUAAAAACUGAAAAUAAUCAAGGUAAGUCUAAACUAGGUUUGCUUUCAGUGGGUUGCUUGGUUAACCACGGCCAAUUUGCCUAAUUAUAAACAUCUAAGCGUCAAGUGAAAUAUAUUUUCCAUUUUAUAGUUUGCAAAUUUUUUUCUUUGUCUGUUUCUUUGUUUUAUGUUGUCGCCUUUUAUUUUUUUCUUUUUCUUAUAGCAAUGCAACUACUGAUUAACAUAUUCUCCUCGACGUUGUAUCUCACACUUGCUAGUAUCACAGUUUUUUUGGUAUCCGGGAGUUUUGAGGGAUGCGAAGAACACUUUGUCAAAGAGGGAUGUUUUAAAGACUACAAGCGACCUCUCCCGGUGCUAUUGCUGAACUAUCGAAACCAGCUUAACGACAACUGGAAUGACUGGGAGAAUUUUAUCAUACGCUUGGCAUGCAGUUGUGCAAAUGCAACAAGAAGCAAGGGAUUCACAUAUUUUGGAUUGCAGUUUUUCGGCGAAUGUUGGAGUGGAGCAAAACCCGGCAUUGGUUAUGAUCACGAUGGAGCUGCCAAUGGGUGUAUGGGACCGAAUCCCAACAUGCCCUGCGAGCCUAAACAUCCAGUCUGUGUGGGAAGAGGAAAAAGGAAUUUCGUUUACAAGCUUGUCACGCCUAUGACCCAGGCUGGACCAACACCUACACCUAACUGCAAAGAUUACAACCCAGCUUGUCCUGAAUAUGCUAAGAGUGGAUACUGUGAAGAGUACCCAAAUGUUCGGACUCAAUGUCCAUUUUCUUGUAAAGAAUGUUAACCCUUCUUGGUACUUUCUGUUAGUUUGAGUAUGAAUAAUUAUUAUCUAGCGACUGAAUUUUAAAAUAAUGAUGUGAAUGAUACAAGAAAUAAUUUAGUACAAUCUCAGCUAGAAUUCUGUUUCCGAAACAAUGAGUGGGUGGGUAAGUUCCAGGCGGUGGGGUAAAACUGCAGCAUAUCCUCAGGGUCAGGUUAAAGUCAAGAAAUAAAUUAAAAGAAUAAACAUAAUUAAAAUAACAAACAUGGUUGAUUAAUGUUUCCUUGACAUAAGAAGAGAAUUUCAAGUUGAUGCUUAUCCCUGAUUAUAAGCUCAAUCUACCAGUUCAAUUUUCAAUAUUUAAUGUCAUUAACAACCACGUCUAGAUGGAGAAAGAACACAUUUUCCAUUUUCCCACAAAUCCAAGACAGAUUCAAAUGCCUGAGUCAUUGGCUUGCUGGUCAGUUAGCGGUAUUAAUUCUAACUCCCCAUGAACUUUCAAACAUGGUGAUGGGUAGGCAAGAGUAAACUUGUUUCCAGAGGGCGUGUUUUUGGUCAGUUGUGACAGAACAUGCAAUAUCCUAGACAAAAUCAAAAUCUGGAACCAGAGAUUUGAUUGUGCACAUGUGUUCAAGUUUGACAACAGUUUCUGAACAUGUGUAGAUAGAGUAACUGCUGUAACUAAUCUUGGCUCACCUUCUGAUUUCUCCUAGAAGUCUGGUUCUUGAAAUGAGCAACUCAUCGCAGGAAUUGCUCCGAGCUAAAUAGCACUGCAGUUGGCCUAAACAACAGACCAGCUAGCC